Messenger RNA from Physella acuta, 3579 nucleotides. RefSeq names its product serine/threonine-protein phosphatase 6 regulatory ankyrin repeat subunit B-like. The record is from RefSeq and is a predicted model, not a curated record. Gene Ontology annotation, molecular function: protein binding. Lineage: Eukaryota; Metazoa; Mollusca; Gastropoda; Physidae.
AUGGAGACAUCUGACAAGAAAAAUAUAAAUCGAAUAAGAGCAGCUAUAAAAACAAAUUGUUUCUCUGAUUUCAUAAAUGCACUUGGGAAUAUCAAAAAUACUGACCUGCUACUUAAAAAAGGUAGCUUAUUGGUAUUAGCAGCAGGGUUAGAAAACGAGGCUUUUGUUAGAGCAUUACUUAAGAAGGGAUUCGAUGUGAAUAGUAGAAGCAAAUAUCAAAAGACAGCUUUAAUGAAAGGUGCAGAACAUAGACAUCUGAACGUAAUUAAAUUACUGCUGGAAUACAAGGCUGAUGUGAAUUUAAUAGACAACUACAAUUGUUCCGCCCUACAUGAAUCUGUAAGGAAGGGAAACGGUUGCAUAGAUAAAUUUUUGGUGACACACAAUGCUGAUGUAAACUUGCAUGUUGAUAUGGUAAAGUUGCUGGUAGACCAUGAUGCAGAUGUUAAUUACGGCUGGACAUGCACACCUCUAUAUAAAGCCUGUGUGAACGAAUGUUUAGAAAUUGUUAAUCUUUUGGUUGACGCUAAAGCUAAUGUGAAUAUACAAGAUAGUUAUGGAGACACGCCGUUAUAUAUAUCUGUUAUGAACGGAAAUAUUGACAUUGUUAACUGUUUGUUAAAAGCUGGAGCAAACGUAAAUUUAGAAAGUAACUACAGAGUUUCGCCACAAUAUUGUAGCAUUAGCUUCAAAAACCGUAACAUCGAGAAAAAACAAAGGAGAUCCUCCCCUCUAUUUCAAGCUUGUAACAAAGGAUUUUUCGAAAUUACAAAAGCCCUAAUCGACGCUGGAGCCGAUAAGAAUUUUAAAAAUGAUAAUGGAGAAACUGCGCUAUGUAGGUCUAUUAUUAAAAGACAAUUUCAUAUUGUAAAGGUUUUAAUAGAGCAAGGCGCCGAUGUCAACCAUCACGUUGAUAGAACUGCAGAAACCGCACUUUUAUAUUCAGCAAGGGGAUGUCCCUCUGAAAUUGUAAAACUAUUAUUUCAGAAAGGAGCUGAUGUUAACUGGGUUAAUACAGAAGGGAAUAAUGCGUUAAUCUUAGCAUUAAACGCUGAACACAUAGAAACAGUUGACAUUUUACUAGAAAAUAAUCGUCAAACACCAAAUAAUUUGGGCACAUGUGUGUUGAAUUUAGUAUCAAGUGCAACUGUAACAAAUAAAUUAGGGCGGACAAUUUUUAUGUUAGCUGCUAUGAAAGGUAAUAAUAAAAUGUUAAUUGACAUAAAAGAAUAUAGUGAUCCCUCUAAGUUCGACGUUUAUGGAAACACAGCUUUUAUGUUAGCGGCCAUAAAUGGCCACCUGGACAUUGUAGAUUUACUGUAUGACGGUACUGUGGAUGUUAACUUUAAAGGACAAAACGCUCUCAUGUUAGCAGCUAUUGGUGGACAUGUUAAAGUGGUGAAGUCGCUGAUUUUUAAAGGGUUUGAUGUCAACAAAACAGAUUACCAUGGUAACACAGCUCUAAUUCUGGCUGGUAAACUAGAGGUUGUUGAGGUUUUGUUAAAAUAUGAAGCAGAUGUCAACGUGAUAAACUGUGAUGGAAGGAAUGCACUGAUGGAAAUUCUAAUAUCAACAUCUCUCUCUGAUAAGAAAAAAGCGCCGAUGAAAUCAUUGAAGAGUAUUAAACUACUUCUUGCAAAUAGUAAUGAUAGCAUUAAUUAUAUAGACAAAGAAGGGAAUUCAGCUUUAAUGUGGGUAUUUAAAACAGACAUAUUUAAAUCAAAAGCUUUAGUACAAGAGCUACUUCGUCACGGCGCUAAAGUCAACCAUGUCAACAACAAGAAAACCUCGGUGCUCAUGUUGCCAGUACAGAAGGGAUUUAUACCAGCAGGAAUUUAUAGGGACAUUGACAUGGGGGAUAGUGAAGGGAAGACGGCGUUAAUGUAUGCUGUAGAAACAAGCUAUAAUUCACAUAUAGUGCUGCAAUUGCUGGAACAACACAAGGCUGAUGUAAAUGUUGUUGAUAAUAAAGGGAAGACGGCGUUAGUGUAUGCUGUAGUAGGAGAAUGGCGUAAUAAACAUGUAGUGCGGCAAUUGCUGGAACAUCACAAGGUUGAUGUAAACGUUGUUGAUAAUGAAGGGAAGACGGCGUUAAUGUAUGCUGUAGUAGAACAAUGGCGUAAUAAAGAUAUAGUGCGGCAAUUGCUGGAACAUCACAAGGUUGAUGUAAACGUUGUUGAUAAUAAAGGGAAGACGGCGUUAAUGUAUGCUGUAGAAACAUGGCAUAAUAAACAUGUGCGGCUAUUACUGGAACAUCACAUGACUGAUGUUAACGUUGUUGAUAAUAAAGGGGAAACAGCGCUGAUAAAAGCUGUUAAAGAAAAUAGAGAAGAUCAUGUCAAGAUCCUGUUAGAGCAUAAAGCUGACAUUUACAUCCAAGACAAACAAGGUCGGACGGCGUUAAUGUGGGCUGCUAAAGCAAUAUGUGAUAGUCGUGAUAUUACCGAAAUAUUACUAGAGACUGAACCAUCAGAUCAAAACACACACCAGGUCAGUAGUCACAAGUCAGCUUUAGAUCAAACAGACAAUAAAGGAAGAACGGCUUUAAUGUGGGCUACUAAAUGUGGUGACUUAAAAGUCAUGGAAUAUUUGUUAGGUAGCGGGGUUAGUGUUUCACAGAUUGAUGCUGCAGAUAUAAACGCAGUAAACAAAUACAACAAAACAGCUUUGAUGAUAGCUUUUGAAAACAGAAACUACACGUUUAUAAAACAAGUCUGUGAACGUUAUAAAGAAGAUGAUGUUGUGUGUCCUAAAGGUAGAACUCUACUCAUGAUGGCGGCACAAGCUGGUUUAGUUAACACGGUGAAAUAUUUGAUUUUAAUAAACAAGACAGACGACAUCAAUAGGGUCAACACAAUAGGUCAAACAUCUUAUGACUUGGCAUUAAAGAAUGGACAUUACAGUGUAGUGCAGACUUUGGUAGAAAACAAAGCAAAGGUUAAUAUUAACGAUGUUUUAGAAUUUGUGUCAGUUUUUUCUGGUUUACACAAGUUACAUCAGAAGUCAAACUGUCCAGAGAACGGAACUCGUGACAUAGAAUUAUGGACAGCGUUUCUCAAUAAGUUGGAUCAACAGUCAGCUUUAGCAACCAACAGAGGUGAAAAAUCGACACGUCACAUUUACACUUCUGGUCUAAAUGAAUUUACUAGACACAAAAGUCAGGAUGAUAUUCAAGAAUGCAACUUAAGGAUUAUUAAUUUUCAAGAUUUGCUAAACAAGAUUUACGAGCCAGGAGCUGGAAUCAUCCUUGAUGUCCUAAAUAGAACAAGAGAACACUUUAAGGACGGCUGUCUUUUUGUAUCUCGUCUGAUCAGGAUGUUAUUUUUGGAUGUUGUAAGACAUGGAAAGUUGGAGGAUAAAAUUUCGUUUUAUGCAGAUACUUGCAUAGAUAUCUGCAUUAAAGCCAAGACAAUGGAUGCCAUAUCAAGAUGUUUUAUUUUAAUGACGAUUUUACACAUCGCAGAAUUGUACAUAAAAUCAAGUCAGGCGUUUAGAGAGUGUGUUGCAAGAAAAGGAAAUGUAAAUUACAUUAUCCCUGCUAUCAACGAGUUUCUAAACUACGAGGUACGACAUGUUUAA